Molecule: messenger RNA, 1797 nt
Organism: Helianthus annuus (common sunflower)
Lineage: Eukaryota; Viridiplantae; Streptophyta; Magnoliopsida; Asterales; Asteraceae
Product: alanine--glyoxylate aminotransferase 2 homolog 2, mitochondrial
Exons: 10
Coding region: 121-1566 (481 amino acids)
Cellular component (GO): mitochondrion
Molecular function (GO): transaminase activity; pyridoxal phosphate binding
Source: RefSeq, a predicted model, not a curated record
GCUAAAAAAAAGAGACGUGAUACCUCAGUAUCCCAUCUGUUUGAUUCUCCUAUUAUCCUGAUCAACUUAUCUUCUUCAUUUUCUAUCAUUUUAAUCACUAAACAACAUCGAUCACCGGAAAUGCAGAGAUUGGUAACCUCAACUUCAUUAUUGAGAUCGGCAAAAGAUCAGUUCUCCCGGUUGCGCGCUCGCGGUCGAUGGUUCUCGUCCAUGCCCGAACACGCCGCAACCGGAUCGAAGAAUGAAGAACCCGUGUUACCGCGGUUCGAGUAUUCUCCACCGCGGUACAUGGGUCCUACCGCGGAGGAGAUUGUUCGUAAGCGUAAAGAGUUCCUGAGCCCAUCUAUGUUCUACCUCUACAAGAAACCGUUGAAUAUUGUUCAUGGAAAAAUGCAAUAUUUAUUUGAUGAAAAUGGGCGAAGAUACCUGGAUGGAUUUGGAGGAAUUGCUACGGUAAGUUGUGGUCAUGGUCACCCUGAUGUGGUUCAAGCCAUUGUGAACCAAACCAACAACAUACAACACUCCACCAUUCUCUACCUCAACCAUGCCAUUGCCGAUUUUGCCGAAGCCCUCGCCUCCAAGAUGCCCGGCGAUCUCAAGGUUGUGUUUUUCACUAAUUCGGGUACGGAGGCAAAUGAGUUAGCGAUGAUGAUCGCGCGGUUGUACACCGGGUGUCAAGACGUUAUCUCGUUGAGGAAUGCUUAUCACGGCAACGCAGCUGGAACAAUGGGGGCUACUGCAAUGUGCAACUGGAAAUUUAAUGUUGUGCAGAGUGGGGUGCAUCACACGCAAAAUCCGGAUCCUUAUAGAGGAGCAUUUGGGUCGGAUGGAGAAAAGUAUGCCAAAGAUGUCGAAGAUUUAAUCCGAUUUGGAACCUCAGGUCAUGUUGCCGGUUUUAUUUUCGAAGCGAUUCAGGGGGUUGGAGGAAUUGUCGAAUUGGCCCCGAAUUACUUGACAAGUGUUUAUAGUACCAUAAAGAAGGCCGGAGGGCUUGUGAUCGCCGAUGAGGUCCAGUGUGGAGUUGCUCGAACGGGGAGCAACUUUUGGGGAUUUCAAAACCAUGGCAUUGUGCCCGAUAUAGUCACAAUGGCAAAGGGUAUUGGGAACGGGAUUCCCCUAGGUGCGGUAGUUACGACCCCCGAGAUCGCAACGGUUCUAACCCGAAGAAACUAUUUUAAUACAUUCGGAGGGAACCCGGUUAGCACUGCUGCCGGCCAUGCGGUUCUCAAAGUUAUUGAGAAAGAAAAACUUCAAGAGAAUGCACAUGUUGUUGGAUCCUAUUUAAAGGAACGUCUAUGUUCCCUCAAAGACAAGCAUGAAAUUAUCGGAGAUGUACGAGGAAGAGGGUUGUUACUUGGAGUUGAACUUGUUACCGAUCGGAAAUCAAAAACUCCAGCAAGUGCAGAAGUAUUGGAAGUGAUGGAUAACAUGAAAGAUUUAGGGGUGUUGAUUGGCAAAGGUGGAUUUUAUGGUAAUGUUUUUAGAGUCACACCACCACUCUGCUUCAACAAACAAGAUGCGGAUUUUCUUGUCGAUGUUAUGGACUAUUCAAUGUCGAAGCUUUGAAGAUUUGGUAUCCAAGCGAGCCAACUAAGUAACCAUAUCUAAUGGUUUUUAAUUGUAUCAUGAGCCGACAUCUCGUCGUCUCUACAUAUUCUUGUGUUUAAGAAAGAAAAUAAAAACAUGUUACAAACUCUCUUUUUCUUUAGUUUUCACUUUUCACCAUGUAUAAAUGUUCACAAUCCCAUUGCACUUAUUGUACGAAUAAUUUAUUUACUCUAAAACCAUGUUUUCGAA